AUGAAGCUCGCCUUUCCAGUCGCGCAUGGGAGUGCUCGGAUAGGACUCGGAGAACUAUUAUGCAUUAAUAACUAUACACCUCGGUUCCUGGGAACAUCUCUUUCCGUCGGCACUUCUCCGCCUGUACCAUACACCCAAUACCGAUCACGAUGCGGUCAACGACGAUACACCAGCAAUGUUACAGCCCCUUUUAAAGAAAAUGAAUGCAUAGGGAAGGUCAACCCAUCCCAUGCAGGCAACGCACCACAACCAUCAACACCCUUAAUAUCUAUAUCCGACCAAGUCCGGCUCCUCAUGCGUCGAGCUCCGUACCCUGUCGCAAUCAUAACAGCAACCGAUCCCUCCGGCCCAGAAAACACAACCUCUUUCCGUGGCAUGACCGUCUCCUCCUUUAAUACCGUAACUCUCACACCGCACCCUGUGAUAUCUUUCAACGUGCGCCGCCCAUCGGAAACAUUGAAUGCGUUGCUUGCUUCGCGCCGCUUCUUGGUUCAUUUACUUGCACCGAGCCCGUCGACUGCUACUCUGGCUAGGGAUUUCUCUAAGGGGAAUAUCACUCUCGCUGCCAUGUUGAGCGGACAUGGAGAGUUUGAGUUCGCGGCUUUGCCUACUGAGAAUGAGGAUGGACAUCCUCAAAGACCGCUUCCUAUUCUUAAGCGGAGGGCGGAAGCAGUAGCUGCGAAUGAUGGUGUCGACUUUCCUUUUGUUUUUGAAUGUACCCUACAUCCGCAGAAGAUUGAUGUGCAUGAUCACUCAAUUGUGCUGGGUACUGUUGUUCGGACGAUCGAGGGUCCUGGGUCUGUUUCGGCACAGGGAGAGGAUGGCAAGAUCUUGGAUGAACAUUCGCCUGAGCGGCUUUGCUUAGCGUAUGCAAAUACCAAGUUUUGGAAGAUGGGGGGUGAAAUUUGA
Penicillium vulpinum is the source of this 909-nucleotide messenger RNA. Its product is annotated as flavin reductase family protein. Bases 1 to 909 code for a protein of 302 amino acids. The transcript is spliced from 2 exons. Gene Ontology annotation, molecular function: riboflavin reductase (NADPH) activity; FMN binding. Lineage: Eukaryota; Fungi; Ascomycota; Eurotiomycetes; Eurotiales; Aspergillaceae. The record is from RefSeq and is a predicted model, not a curated record.